Amaranthus tricolor (Joseph's coat) is the source of this 1081-nucleotide messenger RNA. RefSeq names its product proteasome subunit beta type-6. Gene Ontology annotation, cellular component: proteasome core complex. Bases 201 to 902 code for a protein of 233 amino acids. Gene Ontology annotation, molecular function: threonine-type endopeptidase activity. The transcript has 8 exons. The record is from RefSeq and is a predicted model, not a curated record. Lineage: Eukaryota; Viridiplantae; Streptophyta; Magnoliopsida; Caryophyllales; Amaranthaceae.
GACUAAACAAAAACAAUUGAAGGGCAUAAAUAGAAUUUCCGGCUAUCGACUUAUUCAACAAGUCAGCUCAGCCCUCUCUCUGUUUAAAAAAGUGAACUCCUCCGGUUUUCCCCAUUAGCGUUCUUCUUAGUUCUUCCAACAAUCUGCAAACAGUAAAAACUGUCGAAAAUCAGUGAUUGAGAUUACUGCAAUUCUGAAAAAUGGAAUUCGACUCUCCUCAUUCCAUGGGAACAACUAUUGUAGGUGUUUCUUACAAUGGUGGUGUUGUUCUUGGUGCAGAUUCCAGAACUAGCACCGGGGUUUAUGUUGCCAAUCGGGCAUCAGACAAAAUCACUCAACUCACAGACAAUGUUUAUGUUUGCCGUUCUGGAUCAGCUGCUGACUCUCAGAUAGUAUCAGAUUAUGUACGUCAUUUUCUUCAUCAGCACACGAUACAAUUGGGGCAGCCCGCUACCGUCAAAGUUGCUGCCAAUCUUGUUAGACUCCUAGCGUAUAAUAACAAGGACAUGCUCCAAACAGGCAUGAUUGUUGGAGGAUGGGAUAAGUAUGAAGGAGGUAAAAUAUAUGGAAUUCCACUUGGUGGAACAAUCAUAGAACAACCUUUUUCCAUUGGAGGUUCUGGCUCAUCAUACCUAUAUGGUUUCUUUGAUCAAGCAUGGAAAGAAGGAAUGUCCAAGGAUGAAGCUGAGGAGUUAGUGAAAAAAGCAGUCUCCCUUGCUAUUGCUCGAGAUGGUGCCAGUGGUGGUGUUAUCCGGACUGUCAUUAUCAAUGAAGAUGGAGUGACUCGAAACUUCUACCCCGGUGACCAACUCCCAUUGUGGCACGAGGAAAUGGAGCCACAUAAUUCUUUGUUGGAUAUUUGGGGAGCUGCUGCUGCGAGCCCUGUUCCAAUGGCGGAGUAGACUGUAACCUCAAACAUGUGUAUCACUUAGUUAUGAACAAUAUCGCUUUCUUUUUCACACUUUUGUAUUUCGACUUAGCAUCUUUGAUUGAAUUCAUCCGUGGAGUGUAUGGUGCUGUGCUCAUAAUCUAGUGCCCCUGGAUUAUGUUUCUUAUUUAUGCAUUUCCUCCUCUUCCUCCU